GAAAUGGAUGGAGAAAAUCAGACUGUUGUGUCAGAAUUUAUACUCUGGGGACUUGCCCAUUCAAAGAAUACUCAGAUCUUCCUCUUUGCAAUAUUUCUGAUGCUUUAUCUGUUCAUCGUGUCUGGAAAUAUUGUCAUCUUGAUAUUAAUAACCACUGACUCCCAUCUGCAUUCUCCCAUGUACUUCUUGUUGGCCAACUUGUCUUUUAUUGAUAUGUGGCUCUCUUCAAACACCACCCCUAAGAUGAUCACAGACUUUCUCAGGGAAAACAAGACUAUUUCCUUUGCAGGUUGCAUGUGUCAGGUCUUCUUUGCGCAUUGCAUUGCUGCAGGAGAGAUGGUGCUGUUGGUGGCAAUGGCUUAUGAUCGCUAUGUGGCCAUCUGCAAACCACUUCAUUACUUUACAAUCAUGAACCUGAAGCGAUGCACUGGGUUGGUGUUGACUUCCUGGACAAUUGGCUUUAUACAUGGUAUUAUUUACGUAGCAGUGAUUGUGCACCUGCCUUUUUGUGGUCCCAAUAAAAUAGAUAGUUUCUUUUGUGACAUGCCACUGGUAAUAAAACUAGCAUGCAUGGAUUAUCAUUAUUUAAAUACCUUAAUGAAUGCUGACUAUGGACUUGUAGCUGUAACCUGCUUUAUUCUGUUGCUUAUUUCCUACACAUAUAUCCUUAUCACUGUAUGUCAGAGCUCUAAAGCUGGGGCAUCUAAGGCUCUGUCCACAUGCACUGCUCACAUCACAGUGGUGCUGAUCUUUUUUGUGCCCUGUAUCUUCAUUUAUGUGUGGCCUCUUAAUAUUACCUGGUUGGACAAAUUUUUUGCUGUGUUUUAUUCUGUUUUUACACCUCUCCUAAAUCCAGCCAUUUAUACACUGAGAAAUAAAGAUAUGAAAAAUGCUAUGAAAAGGUUCAUGGGCAACUUUCUGAGUUCCAAAGUAAACUCCUAA
This is a messenger RNA of Rattus rattus (black rat), 942 nucleotides long. Its product is annotated as olfactory receptor 4K3-like. Gene Ontology annotation, biological process: G protein-coupled receptor signaling pathway. Bases 4 to 942 code for a protein of 312 amino acids. Gene Ontology annotation, molecular function: olfactory receptor activity; G protein-coupled receptor activity. The record is from RefSeq and is a predicted model, not a curated record. Gene Ontology annotation, cellular component: membrane. The transcript has a single exon. NCBI's taxonomy places the organism in Eukaryota, Metazoa, Chordata, Mammalia, Rodentia, Muridae.